Molecule: messenger RNA, 777 nt
Organism: Acanthosepion pharaonis
Lineage: Eukaryota; Metazoa; Mollusca; Cephalopoda; Sepiida; Sepiidae
Source: the annotation of a GenBank genome assembly
AUGUUAUUUUUUCCUUUCUUUAUUUCCUUUUCGCUUUCUUUCCCUUCCUUCUUUAUUUUGCCAAGUGUUAUCUUUCUUGCUUUUCUUCCCUUUCUUUUCGAAUUUUCUACAAAUCAUUGUGCUGUUAGUUGCAGCAAUUUUGAUGCAUUAUUUAUCUUUCUUGCUAUUACAAUUACUUACCACUUAUAUUACCUAUCUAUCUAUCUAUCUAUCUAUCUAUCUAUCUAUCUAUCUAUCUAUCUAUCUAUCUAUCCCAGUCUAUUCGUUAUCUAUCUAUCUAUUUAUCUAUCUAUCUAUCUAUCCCAGUCUAUUCGUUAUCUAUCUAUCUAUUUAUCUAUCUAUCUAUUUAUCUAUCUAUCUAUCUAUCUAUUGCAGUUACUUCGUAUCUAUCUUUCUAUCACUGUUCAUAUCUAUCUCAGUCUGUUCAUAUCUAUCUAUCUAUCUAUCUAUCUAUCUAUCUAUCUAUCUAUCUAUCUAUCUAUUUCCUUUCUAUCUAUCUAUCUAUCUAUCUAUCUAUCUACCUAUUACAGUUCAUAUCUAUCUUUUUAUCAUAGUUCAUAUCACAUCACAAUGAAUGGUUCUCUUCAUUAUCUAUCUAUCUAUCUAUCUAUCUAUCUAUCUCUUUUCCUUAUCUAUCUAUCUAUCUUUCUAUCUAUCUAUCUAUCUAUCUAUCUAUCUAUCUAUCUAUCUAUCAAAUCCUUUUCAUUAUCUAUCUAUCUAAUUCUUUUCAUUAUGUAUGCAUGUAUGUAUCUUAGUAUAUAUAUCUAUCUAAUCUAA